Molecule: messenger RNA, 2793 nt
Organism: Boleophthalmus pectinirostris (great blue-spotted mudskipper)
Lineage: Eukaryota; Metazoa; Chordata; Actinopteri; Gobiiformes; Gobiidae
Gene: abcg2d
Product: ATP-binding cassette, sub-family G (WHITE), member 2d
Exons: 18
Coding region: 708-2606 (632 amino acids)
Cellular component (GO): plasma membrane
Molecular function (GO): ABC-type transporter activity; ATP binding; ATP hydrolysis activity
Source: RefSeq, a predicted model, not a curated record
UAGUAGACGUAGAAGUCAGUGGUGGAUCAAUCAUUUUUAUUCCUUUAGUAAAAGAACAGAUACUGGAGCAAAACAUGAUCAAGAAAAUGUCCAUCCAUCCAUUUUCUUCCGCUUAUCAGGGACUCCCAGUCUUCCUUCACCCUGGACACUUCCUCCAGCUCCUCCAGGGGGACCCCAAAGCGUUCCCAGACCAGCCCAGAGACAUAGUCCCUCCAGCGUGUCCUGUGUCUUCCCCAGGGCCUCCUUCUGGUGUGACAUGCCUGGAACACCUCCUGAGAAAGGUGCCCAGGUGGCAUCCGGAACAGAUGCCGAGCCACCUCAACUGCUCCUCUCGACGUGGAGAAGCAGCGGCUCUACUCCGAGCUCCUCCCGUGUGACUGAGCUCCUCAUACUAUCUCUAAGGGAGCGCCCAGCCACCCUGCGGAGGAAACUCAUUUUGACCGCUCGUAUCUGCGAUCUCAGAGCGAAUGCCCAUAGGGUUGUCAAGGUAACACAAGGGUUAAAGGUGCUGCUCCCUCCGGGUCUCUCCUUGUCCCUCCUGGUCUCUCGUCGCCCCUCCUGGUCCCUCCUCAUUGAGUCCAGUGAAGUAUUUGGUUGUGGUAAAGCACCUGUCUCCUCUGUCAUGAGCUGAUGUUGGACUGCAGCGACUGAAAAGCGACAGAGCGACAAAGACGACUCGAGACCCUCAGUGUGAUUUCACCCUCGCUAUGGCUCCAGGAAAAAUGAAAGGAGCCAGUCACAUAAACAUGGCGAUGGUGGAGGACAGAGGCAGCGACGGCUCGUGUAAACAGGAGCAGAAGAAGAAGCCGUGUGGUUCCACCGUGAGUUUCCACAGCCUCCAGUACAAGGUGCAAGUGAAGAGCGCCCCCUUCUGUACGUGCAAGACCAGCAGCCGCCAGAUCCUGCACGAACUCAAUGGGGUGAUGAAACCUGGUCUCAAUGCGAUUCUGGGUCCUACUGGGAGCGGCAAGUCUUCUUUCUUGGACAUUUUAGCGGCGAGGAAAGACCCCGCUGGGCUCUCUGGGGAGGUUCUUAUUGAUGGAGCUCCACAGCCUCCAAACUUCAAGUGUAUCUCUGGAUACGUCGUGCAGGAUGAUGUCGUCAUGGGGACCUUGACUGUGAAGGAGAAUCUGCGUUUUUCUGCAGCUCUGCGCCUGCCCACGUCUGUUCCACAGAGUGAGAAAGAGACUCGGAUCAAUCUCCUCAUCAAAGAGCUGGGACUCACUAAAGUUGCAGAUACCACGGUGGGCAGUCCGUUGAGCAGGGGAAUCUCAGGAGGCGAGAGAAAGAGGACCAGUAUCGGGAUGGAGAUGAUCAUUGACCCAUCUGUCCUCUUUUUGGAUGAACCGACCUCGGGAUUGGAUUCCAGCACAGCCAGCUCUGUCCUUCUGCUGCUCAAGAGAAUGGCAGGCCAGGGAAAAACCAUCAUUAUGUCGAUCCACCAGCCGCGUUACUCCAUCUACAGACUGUUUGACUCUCUCACUUUGUUGGUCAGCGGCAAAAUGGUUUAUCACGGACCCGCCCCCAACGCCCUGGACUAUUUCGCCAACAUCGGAUACCUAUGUGAGCCACACAAUAACCCAGCAGACUUCCUCUUGGACGUCUUAAAUGGAGACUCUACAGCGACCGCCAUGAUAAAACUGCAGGGGUCUGAAGAGUUGGACUUUGAAGAGAUGAGCAGGUCGAAGCAGAGUAUCGAGGAGCACUUACUGGAAGAAUACAGGAACAGCUCCUACUUCACCGACACACAGAGUGAACUUGAACGCAUCGUGCAGGGCAAAAGCUGCCCAUCACGAGCCCUGUCUCACUCCGUUGACUACAACAGCCCCUUCCUCCACCAGCUCCAGUGGGUGAUGAAGAGGACCUUUCAGAACCUGGCCUUAAACCCUCAGACGUCUGUGGCACAGCUGGCUAUUAACAUGGUUCUGGCUUUCAUCGUGGGCGUCAUUUACUUCUCAGUCCAGAACGACAUGAGCGGUAUACAAAACAGGAUGGGGGCGCUGUUCUUCAUCACCACCAAUGAGUGUUUCCUCUCAGUGUCUUCAGCAGAGCUCUUGAUUGUUGAAAGGAAAACAUUUGUGCACGAGUACAUUAGCGGAUACUACAGAGUCUCAGUCUACUUCCUGUCUAAAGUCUCUGCUGAGUUAAUUACUCGACUCACCAUUUCUGUCGUCAUCAGCUGCAUCGUGUACUUCAUGAUCGGUUUCAAAUCCACAGUUGAGGCGUUCUUCAUCUUCACUCUGACGAUCAUACUCGUGGGCUGCACUGCCUCUGCUUUGGCUCUGGCCAUAGCAGCAGGUCAAAGGACAGUGGCUGUGUCAAGUCUCCUCUUAACUCUUAUAUUUAUCUUCAUGAUGAUUUUCUCGGGGCUCCUGGUGAAUCUCCCGAGCCUGGGCUUCUUGUCAUGGCUCCAGUACUUCAGUAUUCCUCGCUACGGUCUUGCAGCCUUAGAGAUCAACGAGUUUGUAGGUUUAAAGUUCUGUGACGAAGAUUUGAUUAAAACCAUGGCGACAACCUGGAUGAACAGCACCGCGAGCCAGACUGGUCUGAUGUGUACGGGGGAGCAGUAUCUGGAUCACCAGGGUGGUUUUAUAGCUCAGAAAUAAAGGCACUCUGGCUGAGCAGGGUCGCCUCUCCACAGAUCUGACCUGUAACUUCGUAUGGUUUGGUCUCCCUGAAGAAAGAAAGGCCUAACGCCAUACUGUGAAACAUUCCAGACAAAGCAUCGACAUCUCCAUGGACUCAAGGAUUCGACGGACCCUCCUCCAGAAAAGUUAAACAAUGCACCUUUAA